UCGAAUGAUCGGCUGACAUUAAAUCAAGCAAUUGAAAUAUUAUUAAUUGCAGAAAAACAAAUGAAAGAUGAGAUUAAUGUUAUGGAGAUGGAAUGUAAUGAAUUGUUUCGGGAUAUUCAAAGCCUGAUCAGCAUUGUAAUUUGUAAUUCCUCACCGGUCACUCUUGUGCGAAAAAUAAAUCCACAUGUUGCCUUUGACCUUCAAACGGAUAGAAUUAGGCUACCUAUUCCUGGCGAACAGAACGUAUUUAUAACUAGCGCAUUGCCCUAUGUUAAUAAUGUACCUCAUUCGGGAAAUGUUAUUUGGAGUGUCCUAAGCGCAGACAUGUUUCUAGAUAUUCACGUUCUCGUAAUUAUAAUACGCUAUUCAUCUGUGGUACUGAAAAAAAUAUGGGACUGCCACAAAACAAAAGCUCAAGAAGGAAUCUCGUGUCAAGAACUUUGUGACACAUGCAAAAAUUUACAAGUGGUUCGAUAUAGAAUUCGGUUAUUUUGGCCGAAAUACCACUCAGCAGCAACUGAUAUUUCACAAGAUAUCUUUUUAAGAUUGUACAAAAAUGAUUAUCUUAGUGAAGAUACCGAUGCGCGAGGCGAUCAAUGCGAUUAUUGUGGCCAACUUCUUAACUCUGUAGAACUUAUGAAUCCACGAUGUAAAACAGAUAAUAGCACACCUAUCACAAGAAAAUCGAAUCACAUGUUUUUAGAUUUAUCAAAGUUACAAUCAAAAGUUGAAAAUUGGAUAGAAAAGACUAGUAUUGCACUUGGAGAGAAUUUAUUACUAGGAAUAAUACUGAAUUGUUGGCCAAUCUUGGAAAUUUUGUCAAUCGC
This is a messenger RNA of Cetraspora pellucida, 827 nucleotides long. Lineage: Eukaryota; Fungi; Glomeromycota; Glomeromycetes; Diversisporales; Gigasporaceae. The record is from the annotation of a GenBank genome assembly.